AUGGCCAACGACCUGGACAGGACAUUUGAUAUUUGUUCCAAAAGGAAGACAUGGAAACAAAUACAAAUGUUCACUGUGCUGCACAUGUGUGCUGCUCAUGUAAUCAAAGCUGUUGCACAGUCAAUAGGUAGAACAACCCAGGACAAAGGCUUGAGGGAGUUUACAACAUUUGCAUUUGCAAGGUUGCAAAACAGCACAUCACUGACCGAAGCACUGCAAAUCUUCCGCUCUCUGUGUACAGUGUUGAUUGCGAAACACACCACAGAAAGAGUCGUCAAUCAUCUCAAAGUUCUGCAGGACGUCAUAAAAGAAUGCGAGGUGCCCAACAUUGAGCAAACCAACAAGCUUCAGGAUUCCCCCUUUGAUCAUGAAGAAGAUGAGGAACAUCAAAAUGCGAACACAAUUAUUGGGAGAUUGCCUUUCAGUCGUGCAUUCAAGAAGGUCCUGGAGGAGGUUCAGGAUGAUGUUGCAAAUGAUGAGGAGUCACCACCCGAAGAGGACAAUCCGUAUUUCUGCCCAGGUAUUAUUAACUUGCUUUUUGACAACUAUCUGGGCAUUUUCCCCCUCUGGAGUGGCCUGCUUUUGGGGAACUUAGAAAGAUAUGCUUCAGACAAGGAAGAUAUCACCUUUGGGCUCCACAAAACACGUGAAACAAACUGCCAUGUGGAGAGGUGGUUUGGGAUUGUAAAAAAUUCCAUCCUAAGAAAACAGAGGCGACUUCGGCCAGGGACCUUUGUGAGAAAAAUGUACAGCUCUCUGCAGGGGAGAUACAGAGAGCACAUAAUCUCUAACAACUUCACAGAAAACAUACUACUGAAGCCAGUGAAAAUGAAAGAUAUCUCCCAGUCUGAAGAGGGUUGGGCGAAGAGAAAUGGAGCAAAGCCCAGUGGACCAAGCUCAAAAUUUUACUCAGUUCCAACAAAGGUCCCAGUGCCAAAGAGGGAAAAAUCAGCUCAGACCAAGGGCCAAAACACCAGCAGCAAUCACCCCAUGAACCUCAAACAGUCCAAUCCUGUAACAGAGAAGAAAACAAAACAGCACCUUCUAAAGGCCGAUCAAUCCACAUCAACUGUCCCAGACAAUGUGGAACUGGACAAACAGCUCUGCACUUUGUGGAAAAAGAAAGACACAGAAGUUGUUGUCUCAGUAAUUCCUUCCCAGCACAGAGGAAACAACUUUGUGAUCCACCAUAGCGAGCUGCGGUCACUUCGGCCACACCAGUGGCUUACAGGCGAGAUCAUUGAAAGCAUUCUACAUCACACUGCCAAUGUCCUGAACUUGGGGAGCACAGUGUAUGUAAUGAAUCAUUACACAACUGGUGUGAUCCUCUUUGGUAACAGAGAAGAAAUCCGGAGGCAAAGUUUGUCAAAGGUUAACUUUGACAAGUACCAUGCAGUUGUGUCAUUUGUCAAUAUUGGCAAUGUUCACUGGAAGUUCUUGUAUAUCAAUGCAGCAGACAGCUGUGUGUAUCUGGUUGAUCCAGCACGAAGCUCCACUGAACAACAAGAUUCAGACCUUGCUGCCAAAAGAUUCCGUGACUACUUCAAAAUGCGGAGGACCUGCCACAACAAGACAGACUGGGUGGAUCUGAAACUCAAAGGUGGUGUAAUUCAGCACCCAGUUCAGAGGGAUGGCAGCAGCUGUGGAGUGAUUGUCAUUUUGAUGGCCAAGGCGGUCAUGAAUGCAUAUCCUGACAAACCAGUCAUGGCAUUUCAGACAGACACAGCAGAAAUAGCCAAGAAACGUGAGACAUUGGCGAAGGAAGUCCUUGAGGCAUCAGUGUUUGACAUGGACAACAACUGUGCCUUAUGCGCAAUGGCAAAACCACCUCUCCCAGGGCCCUCCAUUACUGACUGGAUUCAGUGUGACGACUGUGGAAGAUGGUUCCAUGCCCAGUGCCUCCAGAUGGAUGAUGCAGAGCUUGCACAUGUUUCUAAGGAGUACUGGAAGUGCUCUUUGUGCAUUUAAUAUAUUUUUGUUUAUUUGUUGUAUUUACUUCUCUUUUUGGUUAUCAUUUUUACUGUAUAAAGUUAUUCAGACAGAUGCAUCCAGUCUCAUAAUAAGACAUUUAAAAUGUGCACUUAUUACAAAGAAAUUAUAUUGAAAAUAUGUUUUAUCUUUUGUAUUUUUGUUGUUGUAAAGGUGUCUGCAUUAUAUAAAAGUGUUCAAAAGUG
Molecule: messenger RNA, 2174 nt
Organism: Melanotaenia boesemani (Boeseman's rainbowfish)
Lineage: Eukaryota; Metazoa; Chordata; Actinopteri; Atheriniformes; Melanotaeniidae
Exons: 10
Coding region: 1-1968 (655 amino acids)
Biological process (GO): proteolysis
Molecular function (GO): cysteine-type peptidase activity
Source: RefSeq, a predicted model, not a curated record